Molecule: messenger RNA, 858 nt
Organism: Papaver somniferum (opium poppy)
Lineage: Eukaryota; Viridiplantae; Streptophyta; Magnoliopsida; Ranunculales; Papaveraceae
Exons: 2
Coding region: 1-858 (285 amino acids)
Source: RefSeq, a predicted model, not a curated record
AUGGUCAAGAAAUUGGCUCGAGGUGGCGAGGACGAUAAGCUGGCAGAAGUGAUUAGCGAAGCGCAGAAAACUCCAUUCACCAAGGAGCUUGAGCGAGCUCCGUUCCCCCUUAAAUGUACACUCCCAACUUUUCCUUCCAGGUUUGAUGGCACUGGCGACGCAGGGGAACAUAUCAAGAUGUAUAGCAUGUCCCUAUUGCAAUGGAAGAACUAUGACGUGGUUAUGUGCAAGUUUUUUCCGGCAAGUCUGGAAGGAGAGGCAAAGAACUGGUUCUAUACUUUGCCCGAUGAGUCCAUUGGAAACUAUGGCGUCCUAGUGGAAACAUUUCUUGAAACCUAUAUGCAUAACAACAUUGCUCGCCCAAGGAUCUUCGGGUUUGAAAACUCAUUAGGAAGAUCCGACACUAUUUGGAUAGCAAUGUACACCGAUAAACCACAAACGUUAAUGGAGAUGAGGAAGAUGCAAGAGCAUUACAUCGCAUUAGAGGAGAUACAAGAGGGGGCACAUGAUAGAGGAGUACAAGAAGCCAGUGCGGCGGUGGAGCCUGUCCCUCAGGGAGAUCCACAACGAUCAGAGAAAAGGCUGAUGGCACCACAUCAAGUCUCGGGAAAGAAAGAAUGGGUCGAGAAGGGAAAGAAGCCUCGCCACGAACCAAGAACUUACACACCUCUAAACGCACCAUUGGAAGUAAUAUUCAAGGAAGUAGAAAAUAGAAGCGACAUUAGAUACCCCAAGACUAGGGGCUUCCAAUUUGACGAGACAAGAAAUCAUCCCGAGUUCUGCCAUUACCGUCAGUACCGAGGCCACUCGACUAACAAUUAUCGAGAGGUAAAAGAUAUCAUCCAACAUCUUCUCUGA